Molecule: messenger RNA, 2977 nt
Organism: Achroia grisella
Lineage: Eukaryota; Metazoa; Arthropoda; Insecta; Lepidoptera; Pyralidae
Gene: Fas1
Product: fasciclin-1
Exons: 13
Coding region: 52-2097 (681 amino acids)
Biological process (GO): extracellular matrix organization; cell adhesion
Cellular component (GO): extracellular matrix
Molecular function (GO): cell adhesion molecule binding
Source: RefSeq, a predicted model, not a curated record
ACAUAUCUCCGCUCGUUGCUGUCUCUUAGUUACGGAUGAAUCCGCGAGUGUAUGAUAGUUGUGAAUAACUUAGUGACACUUUUGGAUGUUUCUCGUGAUCUAGCAAUAAUGGCUGGAUCACUAGUGUUGUUAUUAGUGAUGUGUACAGGCAUCAUAGCCGCCGAUAGGAAAAUUACCAUCGCCGACAAACUUAAGGAAGACUCUGACCUUUCUCAGUUCUUUUCAUUGGUGGAGCGCAAUGCAGUUGCAAAUACGAGUUUGCAAUACCGGCAGCUCACUAUGUUUGCGCCUACAAACGAAGCCUUUCAGAGGUACAAUGGAGAAAUGGACGAUUCUCUAGUACUUUAUCAUAUUUCAAACUUAGCUACUACCCUUACGAAUUUGGAUUACGCUUUAUCAUCAGAGUUCGAUGGAAACCCUCCACUCUGGGUAACGAGAAGAAAGGAUCACAUGCAUGAUGAUAUCUACAUAAACAAUGCUAAAGUUUACGUAUCCAGGUCCUUUCAGAGUGUGAAUAGAAAUGGCAAACGACAGGUUCUUCACGUGAUAGAUCAAGUUCUACAACCGCUACAACCUCAUGGUCCUGGCUCCAGCAGCAGUUCAGUGUAUAAUCCUAAUGCAUAUCAGUUUUUGCAACACUCGGAUGAGUUUAAUAUAGGACAACAUAGGUUAAGGUCCUUCCGGCAAAAAGUGAACCAACUACAAAAGAAAGAAGUGUUCAAUGCUGACGGCAGAAAUACUUUCUUUAUUCCCGUUGACGAAGGUUUCAAGCCUACAACAAGAUCGGAUCUAAUAGACGGGAAAGUUGUAGAUGGCCAUGUAAUUCCGCACCACGUACUUUUUACACAAGCAACGCGCGACACACUCGAGUAUGAAACGUUAGCUUUUAGUGAUAACGUUAAAGUUAUCAUAUCAUUCAGUACAGCUAUGAAUGGAAAAGAAGAGAUCACUUACGUGAAAUCAAACACGGUAGCCGGCGACGCAAAACACAGCCGAGGAGUAGUACUGGCUGAUAUCGUAAAGGCUAACAUUCCAGUUAAAAACGGUGUGGUCCAUCUAAUCCAAAGACCAUUAAUGGUAGUGGAUACUACAGUUGUCGAUUUUCUUAAGGAAAAAGAAGAUGGCCCGCUGUGCAAGUUUUAUGAAGUGAUAAUGGAUUUAGGUGCCAAUAACCAGUUCUUCAAAGAGCUCACUAUGGCUAAAGAUAUUACACUUUUCGCGCCUUCUAACGAAGCCUGGAAUGAAUAUAGUGUCCAAAAUAUAAUCAGAAAUCAUCAAAAACUUAUGGAAAUCCUAAAUUUACAUCUCGUACGUGAAAGAUUACCAAUGGAUGCAAUUAUACAUAAUAACAUGAAUCAGAUUUAUCAAGCUCCAACGGCAGCACCUCGAAAAUAUCUUUACUUCAAUGUAUUGAUUCGUGGACAUAACCAGACAUUGACCGUGGAAGGCGGUGGAGUCAACGCUACGGUCACACAGCCAAAUAUCGCUGCUACUAAUGGAUUUGUUCACAUCAUUGAUAGAGUGUUGGGAGUCCCCUACACGACCGUAUUUGAGAAAUUGAAGACUGAUCCAAUGCUCAACGUUACGUACAAUCUCGGCAAACGGCAGAUGUUCAAUCACCAAUUAAACGAAAUGGAGCACCGUUAUACUUACUUUGUUCCUCGUGAUCACGCUUGGCUUAAAUUUCAAAUCCGACAUCCAUCGGCAUUUAAAGCCUUAUUUAAGGAAGAUUUUGGUUAUUUCACGAAACAAAUCUUAGAACGGCACGUUAUACGUGCAGGGCGAGCAUACACUGUAUCUGAUUUGAAACUGCUUGCAAAUGAAACACAUCCGUUUGUUUUGCCGACUUCGCGCGAUCCGCUCAGACUGCGUGUCAAGGAAUCUGAUAAGAACUAUUACGUAGAAUGGAAUGGCCACUGGAUACAUGUAUUCCGCCCCGACGUGGAGUGUACAAACGGUAUCAUUCACGUCAUCGACGAGCCCUUCGUGCUUGAGAGCGACGUCCGCGCGACAGGCGCCGCAGACUCUCUUCGUUUAGCUUACUCCGUCUUUUUAUUACUUCUGACUUUUGGUUUUGCAAGAAUUAUACAGGACUAAUUGAACCUCUUAAUUUUGCACAUGGGCGCCAACAGAAAAAAAUAAAUUUGUCUAGAAUAGGCCCUACAUUAAACAACUUUGACUUAUGUCUAGCUUAUACUUAUUCAGCAUGCGUUGAUACUGGAAUUACUAAUAAAUGGAAGUACAACACCUAUACAUACAUUCUUGCUGGCGCCCAUGUUCAUGUUAAAAUAUUCAAUUUAGCAAAAUUAUUGAGCUGUAAUAUUUACAGUUAAUACGAAAUUAAUAACUACCCGUAUCUAAAUAUCAACUUGUGUUUUUAUUAUUUUUUGUAAAUGUAUUUUUGCAAUAUUAAUCACUUCGGAGUUAUAGGACUUGUUAGUUAUUUUGUAAGUAAUAAAGAUGGCAAUACGAUUUUAAUAGUUACCAUUAUUAUCGACGGUAUAGGUAGCUAUGUUUAUAAUCCGUCUUUCGACGCCCUUAGUAUUCGAUUUGUAUGUAUUGAUAAUAAUGUAGAAUAACGAAAUAAUCGCCAUCAACUCAAAAAUAAAGCAGAUUUUUUUAAUAUUCCAAUAAAUGGUGGUUUUUAGUUGUUAAAUAGAAUAGAUAUUUAUACAUUUAUUUAUAAGCAUUUUGUCGAUGGAUUUGAUCUUAUUGACUGAAAUAAACAAUUACCUUAUUAUUGUAUAAUAUAUAAAUUUAUAAAUUAUAUUAUGUAAUAAUAAUAUGGUAACAUAAUCAAUUAGGUAAAUAAUAACAUAUACACUGCCAAUUAUGAAAUAGGUACAUACAAAUUAUACUAUUAUAUUAAGGAGCCCUCCUUGCUAAUUUUAUUUGCAUUACAACAUAUAAAUGAAGAUUUUAUUAUUCAUAAUGGUUAUAUUGCGACAAUUUGGAAAAACGAGAUAUUUCUACCAUU